Micromonas commoda is the source of this 2573-nucleotide messenger RNA. RefSeq lists its product as hypothetical. Gene Ontology annotation, cellular component: cytoplasm. The record is from RefSeq and is a predicted model, not a curated record. The coding region runs from base 4 to 1662 and encodes 552 amino acids. The transcript has a single exon. NCBI's taxonomy places the organism in Eukaryota, Viridiplantae, Chlorophyta, Mamiellophyceae, Mamiellales, Mamiellaceae.
GCGAUGGACUUCUUCCGCAAGGCUGCGGACGCUGUCGGCGGCCUGAUCCUCGACUCGGACUCGGACUCCGAGAGCGAGCGCGGGGGCGCCGCCGCGGGACGCGCCGGGCGGCGAACCGCCGCCGAGAAGAACGACAAGACGCCGAUGGACGACCACUGGACCGACGGGGGAAUGGACCUCGGCGCCGACGCGCGCGGCGCGAGCGGCUCCGACGACGGCGCGCCCCCCGAGGGAGCCGACGGAUCUUUCGAGACGAGCGACGACGAGGGCGACGAGAAGCUCAUCCCGGACGCCGUCUGGGGCGCCCUCGCCGCGGCGCGAGGCAAGAUCUCGGAAGUCGCAUCAACCGUCCGCGCGGACGUCGCCAGCGCGGUGGAGGUGGUGCGUCACGACCUGUCCGAGUUUAACGACCGAGCCGUGGACGAGACCGCCGCGUUCGCGGGGGACGUCGCCGCGGCGGAGUACUCCGCGGGCCUCGGGCUCGAUGCGAACCUGGGCGACGGCGACGACGAUGACGACACAGCUGGCGACGAUGGACCGAGGCUCGACCCGGACGUGGCGCGCGCGUUCGACGCCACCGUGGACGCGCUCGACGACGUCGGGCACAGGGUCGAGGACUUUGGCGUUCGCGUGCUCGGCGCGUCCAAACGAUUCUUCAAGAACCUCAAGGAGGAACUCGCGCUCGACGACGAAGACGACGACGAAGACGAUGAAGACGACGGGGGCGGGUUCACGUCGAGGGUGGGCCUCGGAGCCGGCGCGGCGGCGGCGGCGGGGGGCGGCUUGGCGGCGAAGUUCGCGUCCGAUCGAGCGAGCUCCAAGCCUCGCGCCGGCUCCUCGAACGCCGCGAACCCUAACCCUAAUCCUAACCCUGGGAGGCCCAAGCCGCAGACGCUGGAGCAACGCGUCGCGGCGAUGCAGCGCGACUCGGCGACGUACUGCGACGAGCCGGAGGACCUCGCGGGAUUCGAACGGUGGACCUCGGGUUUCGACGCGGACUCUCCCACCGUGCUGGACGAGAUCGAAUCCGUGCUCGAGGGCAACGCGUUCAUGGCUGAGCUGCAGGCGAGGAUCGUUCCGCUCGUCGUGACUCGCGAGGAGUUCUGGCAGAGGUACUUUUACGCGUUGCGAAGGAUCAAGCUCGAGUUCGGCGUGGAGAAGGAGGAGGAGGAUGAAAAGGAUGAGAAGCAGGAGGAGAAGAAGAAGGAAGAGAAGGAGGAGAAGAAGAAGAAGGAGGAAGAGAAGAAGGAGGAAGAUGAAGAGGAGAAGAAGGAGGAAGAGCAAGAGGAGAAGAAGAAGGAGAAGGAGGAGGACGAGGAGGGUGGGAAACAGAUCGAGUCAGAAAACGCCGAGGAGGCGCCCGAGGCUCACUUCGAGACCGCCAAGCCGCCGGCGCAUCCGCGCGUGGCGGCCGUCUCCGCCGCGGACUCCGCCGAUGAGAGCGGCGUCACCUCCGAUGGCAGCUGGACCAAGGUGCAGAGCGACGGGGAGAUUGUGGAGAAGGAGGCGGCGACGGCGGAGGGGAGAAUGAAAGGCGUGGACGAUUCCGCACCCGCCGAGAAGACGGGGAGGGAGAAGGAGGCGGUUGCGCCGCCAGUCGCGAAGGAGCCCGCGGCGGCGGACGACGAAAUCGACGAGGACUGGGGGAUGGACUCGGACUGACUCCGGUUCAACAGGUCGUCCAGGUGGAGCUUCCCGUAGGUUUGGAAAGAAAACAGACCUCAAACUGUCAAAUUCACAUGGGACAAGCACUCUCGCAAACUAAAUUCAGCUCAGCUUCAGUGAAUGCGACGCGGCGCCGGGAUGGCCUCUCACCCCCAACGCUGGGUUUUGUUUCAGCAGGUUACCACAACUGCUCGAGCCAACCCCCACAUGUAGGGUCCGGCUCAUUUGCUUUGAACGGUUGUGAGGUUUUGAUACAGCAGGUUACCACAACUGCUCGAGCCAACCCCCACAUGUAGGGUCCGGCUCGUUUGCUUUGAACGGUUGUGAGGUUUUGAUACAGCAGGUUACCACAACUGCUCGAGCCAACCCCCACAUGUAGGGUCCGGCUCGUUUGCUUUGAACGGUUGUGAGGUUUUGAUACAGGUUACCACAACUGCUCGAGCCAACCCCCACCUGUAGGGUCCGGCUCGUUUGCUUUGAACGGUUGUGAGGUUUUGAUACAGCAGGUUACCACAACUGCCCGGGGAUGCUCUUCCCCCAUUCGUAGUGCAUUCUUUACGCGAGGAGAACCGCCGACGCCGCCAGGACCACCGCAGUCACGAAGCGAGCGGCGCGGGAGGUUCCCGAUUGAGCGGGUUCCAGGGUAGGCGGCGGGGGUGCCGACGUGGGCGGCGCGGGCGCGGGGGACAAAGCCACGACCUCAUCCACCUGCGCCUCAAACGUCGCGACGUCGUCGGCUUCGACGCCGGGGAUGACCUUGAGCUCCUCGAUGGGAUCGACGGAGGCGGCGGAUGUCACCCCCUCGGCGCCGCUCGCAACGAGGGCCGCUUCCGCCGCCUGGAGUGCGUCCACGCUGAUCUCAUCCUCGGUCAUGAUGAGCUCGGUGUCGUAGUUUUCGGCGAGGAGGC